Molecule: messenger RNA, 3339 nt
Organism: Hippocampus zosterae (dwarf seahorse)
Lineage: Eukaryota; Metazoa; Chordata; Actinopteri; Syngnathiformes; Syngnathidae
Product: CUGBP Elav-like family member 2
Exons: 14
Coding region: 101-1672 (523 amino acids)
Biological process (GO): mRNA splice site recognition; regulation of alternative mRNA splicing, via spliceosome
Cellular component (GO): cytoplasm; nucleus; ribonucleoprotein complex
Molecular function (GO): mRNA 3'-UTR binding
Source: RefSeq, a predicted model, not a curated record
GCGAGCGAGCGAGGCAGACGGACUAAGAGAGAGAGAGAGAGAGAGAGCAAAGCCGACGAGGAGCGCUUCUCUCCCGCGACCAUUUCCUUCCGCAGCCCCCAUGUUGGAGCACUCCUCCGAGCUGGCCCUGGUGCAGGGUCUGUAUGCCAACAGCAUGCGCUGCCCCCCUACCGUCAGGACCGAGGACCUGCCCCUCAGCAACGGCAUGAAGAUGAACGGGUCGUCGGAACACUUGGAUCAGCCGGACCCGGACUCCAUCAAGAUGUUUGUGGGCCAGAUCCCUCGCUCCUGGUCGGAAACGGAACUCAAGGAGCUUUUUGAACCCUUUGGAGCCGUGCACCAGAUCAACAUCCUGCGCGAUCGCACUCAGAACCCCCCUCAGAGCAAAGGAUGCUGUUUUGUAACUUUUUAUACAAGAAAAGCUGCACUGGACGCCCAGAACGCCCUCCACAACAUCAAGACCUUAAGUGGGAUGCAUCAUCCUAUUCAGAUGAAACCGGCCGACAGUGAGAAAACAAGCGCCGUCGAAGACAGAAAACUCUUCAUCGGAAUGGUUUCAAAGAAAUACGGCGAGAACGAGGUCAGGAUGAUGUUCUCGUCCUUCGGCCAGCUGGAGGAGUGCCGAAUCCUGCGCGGACCCGACGGGCAGAGCAGAGGCUGUGCGUUUGUCACAUUUGCUACCAGGGCAAUGGCACAGAAUGCAAUCAAAACCAUGCAUCACUCUCAGACUAUGGAGGGUUGCUCGUCGCCUCUGGUGGUGAAAUUUGCCGACACGCAGCGGGAUAAAGAGCAGCGCCGUCUGCAGCAGCAACUGGUGCAGCAGAUCCAGCAGCUCAACAGCGCCUCCACCUGGGGGAACCUGGCCGGUUUGGGCAGCCUCACGCCUCAGUACCUGGCCUUGCUGCAGCAGGCCGCUUCCACGAGCAACCAGAGCACUUUCAACAGUAUCCAGAGGCUAGGGGUGAAUCCGCUUCAGCUGCAGAAUUUGGCCACGUUAGCCGCGGCGGCGGCGGCGGCGCAGACCUCCGGCAGCCCCACCUCUUCCAGUGGCCUGUCGGCCGCCACCAGUGCGCUCGGAGCUCUGGCCAGCCCAGCCGGCUCAACGGCGGGUUCCAGCGCCAGUGCCGCCAUGAACACGUUGGCGUCUCUGGGCACCCUGCAGGGUCUCACCGGGGCUUCCGUUGGCCUCAACAACCUCAACGCUCUCACCGCCGGCGUCGGCGGGAUGGGGGCUCUGAACGGAGGUCUGGGCUCGUCCAUGGCCAACGGCUCGGCGGCCAGUUCCAUGGACGCGCUGACCCAGGCCUACUCGGGCAUGCAGCAGUACACGGCCUCGGCCCUGCCCUCCCUCUACCCCCAGCCGCUCCUGCAGCAGAGCAUCCCCGGGCACCAGAAGGAAGGGCCGGAGGGCGCCAACCUGUUCAUCUACCACCUGCCGCAGGAGUUUGGGGACCAGGACCUCCUGCAGAUGUUCAUGCCCUUUGGGAACGUGGUGUCGGCCAAAGUGUUCAUCGACAAACAGACCAAUCUGAGCAAGUGCUUUGGGUUCGUCAGCUACGACAAUCCCGUCUCGGCGCAAGCUGCCAUCCAGGCCAUGAACGGCUUCCAGAUCGGAAUGAAACGGCUGAAGGUUCAGCUGAAGCGUUCCAAGAACGACAGCAAGCCCUACUGAUCCCCCUCCCCUCCUCCCCCCCCAUGCUCCCCAGCUCUAACGCUAGCGACGCUAGGAACAAAUCUCCAUGCCUGUUUGCUCAUCAUUAGCCUAGCAUGUCUUCACGAUGUUGAAAGGCAAGGCGCGCUCCCCGCUGGUCUCCUCCUCCUCCUCCUCCUCCUCCUCCUCCUCAUCCUCACCACCACCAUUGUUUGUGAUGUUUCUCUUAAGAUCGCCUGACCAAUACUUGGCCCCGCCCACUUAGCUCAACCUGACUGGUUUCUGCAUGCGUGUUCAUCAUUUGUCUUUUGUUUUGUAUUGAAAAUGUGACGAGAUGGGAGAGAGGUCAAGCGACAGUAAUGUGAAAACGUACCUACGUUCAUUUUUUUUUCCCUGAAUGUUUUAAAAACCUGUGGGAUUUCUUAGUUGAGCUUUUUUUUAUUAUUCUUUUUUUUUUUUUUAAUACCUCUCGGUAGGGUUAAAUACAGGGAUUGGAACGCCAGCUGUGCUAUUGGUGCCAUUAGCAAUAUGUUGAAGAAAGUAAAGGCUUGGAAACCACUUUUUCUUUUUUUAAACUUUCCCUGAUCCGUUUAAAAAAAAAAAACCUGUCGGCGCUCCUCUCGAGGGAGCGCCACAUUUGGCGGGCAGUGUGAAGACUUUUUUUUUUCCCCCCCUCUCUCCAUCAGGGCGAUUGAAAAUUGGAGUUUGUUUUCAUUUCGACAUUUCUUUUUAUACUACCAAUGGCACAAUAAAAGGUACAUUUGCUCAGUUUGGAGAAAUGGCUACCUACCUACACGAGUCAACUUUUUUAGAACUGAUUCACAAAUAGACAAUCUGUGGUUGAAAUGCACACUUAGAUGACCUAUAUUUUGUACCAUUGAAUCUAUAGAGGUCGAACUAACAGAACCCAGGCAAAAACAUUGGCUUUGUUUUUGUGGGGUGUGUAGAUUUAUGUUGUAAUGUCAUCUGUGGUGGGAAAAGUGGGGGGGGGCGCUGUGGUUUAAAAAAAAAAAGUGACAGUCACUUCUACUCAAUUUGAAAAUUCCUCAGCAUCCGUUCGAAAUUUGUUUCAGGAUGUCUUUGGUACGUAUUGUUGAUUUCUGUGAAUGAUUAUGUACAGAUCUUUUUUUUUUUCCAUUAAUACGGAUGCUUUCACUGUUGUUGGAUGCCUUGUGUGAUUUCCAAUGUUUUGUUGAUCAUGCAGAUGAUAGCCAAUUUUUUUUUUUUUUUUUUCAAAGUGCCCAUGUGUCAAAAGUUUGGAUGCUCCACGACAAGCUCGAGUUUUGUUUUUUGUUUUUUGAUGGCGGUUUGUGCGCUCCUCAAUGCGGGAGCCCCUGAAGACGAGACCACUCACUCAACCCCCCGCCCCUUUGGAGUUGUGACCCCCCCCCCCCCCCCACCCAAUUCCCACCACGCCUGUGUUGGUUUACAAAUACAUUCCACUGUUUCUGCACAAAGUUUACACUUGCCCGAAGGGUGAUUUUCUGUUUUAUUGUACCACACCAAAACAACCACUUCUAUAGCCCCCCCCAAGAUUUUUUGCGCUAAUGAGUUGCCAACUCAGGGUAUUUCUUUGAUGUGUGAGAAACAAAAUUGACGACACGUGUACAGCUUUAUUGGGUUUGUUUUUGUCACCUUGUCUGCAACCCACCACCACCACAAAACGAACAAGACCCCCCCCCUCCCCA